UAAGUAGUCUAGUAGUAUAAAUUUUCGUAGUAGAUGUAGAUGUGGUGGUGGUUUGAGUGAGAAAGAGGGACCUCGACUCGACUCUUCCGCGGCCGGUCUCGCCCGAUGCACUUCAGUGUUCCCUCGUACGCGGUUGAGAUCCGUUCUUGUCAGAUUACGUGCGUGAGUGCGUGUGUGUGUGCUCGAGGACCCGCGUGAUGGGACCUCGUUAUUGUCAGCUCAAGUUCACCGAGUUUCGUAGGUAGCUGUCGAUGACCAUUAUUGUUGCUGUAGACAUGCAGGAUUUAUCACCCGGGGGGCCCAUGUCAGUGAAAGAGUGUGAAAUUUUUUGCUAAGUGCGGGUAUAAAAGCUGGGUUACAAAUAAAGAAAUAAAUAUUCGCGAGAGAGGUAAAUAUAAAAGCUUAAGUGAGUUGUGAGUGAAACGUUACGGGGGAACUCUAAGUAAGUUGAAGGGGUUGUUGUGAGAGUGAAAGCUGGUGAUGGUGAAAGGGGCUGGAGAAUUAAAUCGACACGAUUAGAGAUAGUGUUGAAUAAAGAAAGGAGCAAGAACACGAUAUAAAACAAAGUCUUUCAAGAUUAUCUUUAAUUAACAAACAAGAGUAGUAAUAGCUGGUGAAAUAAUAACUCAAAAAUAAAAAUGUCGCUGUAUACUGUUAAUUGUACAGAGGGUCUGGUGAUACCUCUGUGGUAUCCUAUGGAAGAUAUAGGACUGAGCGACAUUAUUAUUCGCGGUACCGUGUAUUUUUUUUUUCUACUGUAUCUGUUCAUCGGUGUGUCGAUAAUAAGCGAUCGUUUUAUGGCCGCGAUCGAGGUGAUAACGUCCCAAGAAAAGGAGCUGGUGGUGAAGAGACAGGGUCAAGAGCCACAGAUUGUUGUCGUAAGGGUGUGGAACGAAACGGUAGCAAACCUGACCUUGAUGGCUCUUGGUAGCAGCGCGCCGGAAAUAUUGCUUUCGGUGAUCGAGAUAUGGGCUAAAGAUUUCCAGGCGGGCGAAUUGGGACCUGGUACAAUAGUUGGCUCCGCGGCCUACAACCUCUUUGUUAUAAUAGCGCUCUGUGUGUUUGUGAUACCAAAAGGCGAGCACAGGAAGAUUAAGCACUUGAGGGUAUUCUUCGUGACGGCUACGUGGAGUAUAUUUGCCUAUGUAUGGCUCUAUAUAAUUCUCGCGGUUUCCAGCCCUGGUGUUCUCGAGGUGUGGGAAGGCCUUUUGACAUUUGCAUUCUUUCCUGCCACUGUUCUAACGGCCUACGUUGCCGAUCAGCGAUUGCUUAUCUACAAAUAUUUGCACAAAGGCUAUCGCAUGAACAAGCGCGGAGUGAUUGUUCAGGGCGAAGGGGGCGAUUCUGAAGCCGGAGUCGAAUUAGAGAUCAAAGAGCACGAUGGACCGCACCUGUUUGUUGAUCGUGUCGGAGAUAGUUGUGGCCAGGAGGCACGAGAAUUCGAAACCACCCGCCGAGACUACAUUAACACUUUGCGUGAGCUAAGGAAGAAGCAUCCGGCAUUGCCGCUAGAGCAGUUGGAAGUUAUGGCGCACGAAGAAGUUCUCGGCAAAGGCCCCAAAAGCCGGGCAUUUUAUCGCGUCUUGGCUACGAGGAAGAUGGUGGGCGCAGGAAACCUCAGUCGGAAGAUCAGCGAACGAGCACAAAGUGACUUGAGCGAAGUCAAGGCUGAGUUGCAGAGAGUUGAAGCCGAGAGUGUCGACAUUGAACAUAUCAACGCAAUGCGAAUUUUUUUUGAACCCGCUCACUACACGGUAAUGGAAAACGUGGGAACUUUCGAGAUAACUGUCACCAGAGUCGGCGGAGAUCUCAACAAAUCCUGCACCGUUGACUACUACACCGAAGACGGGUCUGCAGAAGCCGGUGAAGACUAUGUUGCUGCCAGAGGCACGCUGACCUUCGAACCCGGCGAGGUCAAAAAAACUAUCCAGCUGUCAGUUAUCGACGAUGACGUCUUCGAACAGGACGAGCACUUUUACGUAAAACUGAGUAACGUAUCGCAGCCAGCGAUGCUGGUGUCACCAAGUCUCGCAACAGUUAUGAUUCUUGACGACGACCACAGCGGGAUAUUUGGGUUCCCAGAACGUGAUAUAGAGCUGGUUGAAAGUGUUGGCCAGUAUCCUUUGAAGAUAGUGCGUUACAGCGGUGCCAGAGGACGUGUUGUCGUGCCAUUCCGAACUGUCGAGGGCACUGCGAAACCAGGAAAACAGUAUGUUCAUACUGAAGGCACAGUCACAUUUGAGGACAAUCAAACCGAGAAGACGAUAAUGCUCACGAUCAUUGAAGAGGACUCUUAUGAGAAGGAUGCCCUGUUUUAUGUCGAACUUAACGAGCCCCAGCUUCAAGGAGCCGAGGCAGGACUGGCUGCUGCUGCAGAACUUAAACCCCCGGAGGAGAGGACUAAGGAAGAAAAGAUGGCAAUACUUGGCAAGCCACGGCUGGGCGACGUUUCUACCGCUCAAAUAAGAAUCAAGGAGUCUAAGGAGUUUAAGAAUACCGUCGACAAACUCGUGCAACGAGCCAAUGCGUCCAUUAUACUGGGUACGAGCUCAUGGAAGGAACAAUUUACGGAAGCACUUACCGUUAGCGGGGGAGACGACGAUGCCGACGAAGCUGAUGCCGAGGGUAGAGUCUCGAGCCCAUCAACGGCAGACUAUCUCAUGCACUCGCUCACCAUCUUCUGGAAAGUCCUGUUCGCUUUCGUUCCGCCCACCAACAUUGCUGGUGGAUAUUUGUGCUUCGUUAUCAGUAUCGUUGGCAUUGGCGUGGUUACUGCUGUUAUCGGAGAUGUGGCAUCGUACUUUGGGUGUACACUUGGCAUUAAAGAUUCCGUUACUGCCAUUGUUUUUGUGGCUCUGGGCACUAGUAUACCUGACACGUUUGCCAGCAAAGUUGCAGCAUGUCAGGACAAGUAUGCAGACGCGAGUGUCGGAAACGUGACCGGUAGUAACGCAGUGAACGUCUUCCUGGGCAUCGGUAUCGCGUGGAGUAUUGCCGCCAUAUAUCAUGCCUACCAUGGCAAUCAGUUUGAGGUGGAGCCUGGCAACUUGGCCUUCUCUGUGACUCUCUUUUGUUCCGAAGCCUGCAUCGUAAUAAUCGUGCUGAUGAUAAGAAGAUCGAAAGCAAUAGGGGGAGAGCUCGGUGGUCCAGUCGGAAUCAAAGCAAUAACAUCAAUCCUACUUUUCUCACUGUGGCUCUUUUAUCUGGUGAUGUCAACCAUGGAGGCCUACGGAGUAAUAAAGGGCUUCUAAGUCUGAUAUCUUGGACUCGCGGCCUACAAAAUAUUUUAAAAUAAAAUGACAUAUUUAUGCAGACUAAAAAAAACGACACAUCUGGUGUAAUUUUCGUCUUUACUACAGACAAUUUUUAUUGUUAAACUUUUACUCAGCUGAGACUAUUUCUAUCUGUAUUUCUAUCUAUGUCUGUCUUUGUCUGACUAUCUAUUUCUCUUGGUAUUAUAUAGAUACUUACAUAUAAUAAUGUAAUACUUAAACUCUAUUCACUGGCUCGGUGGAAAAAUGUCCGAAUAAAAAUAGGAGUAUAAAACUGGUAUCGGCGACCACCGCAGCUCCGUUGGUAAUACGAUACGAUGCCAAGUGUAAAAUAGAGAUUCAAUUUGUCGUCUCUUGUAUUUUUCUGAUUUUGCUGGGACACUUUCUUGUGCAAUACCGAUCUGCAACACUCCGCAUAACUACGAAUUACAUUUACCAGAGGAUUUAAAUAAAAUAAUAAAAAUGGAAAUAAAAUAAAAAUAGUUUAAGUGCAGGAAAUAAAACUCGAAUUAAAAAAUUAUGCGGACGGUUUAAGAUUUUGCCUUAAUAAAUAAUUAAAAAUAUUAAAAUUGUAAAAAUAAUAAUUAAGUGUAUAAAGAAUUGACAAUGAAAAUUAUAUUAGUUGAGUCGUUAUAACGUGACACGUUACAAUCAAAUCCAUAUUAUAUAUGUAAAUUUUAUUGUAACUGCAUAUACUUAUAAAUAGUGUAUUUACUUUAUUUCGAGUACAUGUUUAUUAUUAAUGAUUCCAUCAGUAGACUAGGAAACGAGUGCUGCAGAUUUUAUUAAUUUUAAUAGGAUGAUUGUAAUACGAAUAAGUAAUUGAUUAACUAAUCAAUAAUAACAAUAAUCAAUAGAAAAUAAUUAAUUAAAUGAAAUCGCUAAUUUUAUAUAUGUAAAGUGUACUUGGGUACAUACGUUACUUUUGUUUUAAAAAUGCUAUAGUCUUCGCAUCAGUAACGAGAUAUUUUAAGAAAAUUGUGUAAUAGAACCGUAAGAUUUAUUUGUUGCUGUAAAUUAAAUAAUAAUAAUAAUAAUAAUAAUUAUAAUAAUAAUAAUAAUAAUAAUAUAAAACGCUUUAUAUUUAAUAAUUUAUUGUGUUUUGAGCCCCGAGUAAAUUUCACUCGGGCAGGAAUGAGUGGACGGAUAUUUUUUUCGAGCUAAAUAAAUCAACUGUCAGUAUUAAGACGACCUUCGCUCGAAUGUAAAAGCUUUUCCUGUUUUUCACUGCCUUUGAUCGGGGGUCGUGCUCAUAUUGCUUGCAGUAUGGACGUUAAGGAUGAGUCUAAUUAUAAAUUCAGGCAAUUGAUCAUUCCAAUACUACUACAGUUAAAGAGAAUAUGGAUGCGUUAAUGUUUAUUGAUCGGAGCGCUUUGUGCAGUCAUCAGUAAUUUAUAUUUAUGUUUAUUAUAUGUCGUGACAAAUGUCUCAUGCAUUAGGAAAAUUAAAUUCAUUAAUACACUGUAAAAAAAAACGGCGUUAAAUCGGUAAAAAAAAAUUCUGCGUAUAGAAAUUAGAAAAAAAAAAAUAUAUUGCAUAUGGAAAAAUAUGAAAAUUAAAUGGGGAAAUUUUUUGAACACCUAAAUCGCUUGAACUUACCCCGUUUUUUUUUAACAGUGUAUCAAAAUGGAUGAUAAAAAAAAAUAGAUAAAAUUUUAUUAAAACAAUUAGAUGAUAAAAGGUAUAUAGUAAAUUAAAUUAAAUUUUUUAAUAAAUUAUCAAAAUAAUAAUCCGUGAUUUUAAAGUUUUAGCUGAGGAAGAUUAAUAACGUAUGCGGGUCAUGGGUAAGAUGAAUAAAGUUUGUCUGUGUCUAUAAUAAGUCUAUGUGUGGGUGUAUUUCUUUGAUUGUUGAAACAAAAGAUUUCCUCAGAGAUUCGAGCCAACGAAAUUUCCACCAAAGCAAAAGCAAAGAUAUAAAUUGUAAUUUUGAAAAAAAAUAAACGUUAGUUGUCUCUAUUAAAACUAGUCGAAGG
Molecule: messenger RNA, 5245 nt
Organism: Microplitis demolitor
Lineage: Eukaryota; Metazoa; Arthropoda; Insecta; Hymenoptera; Braconidae
Gene: Calx
Product: sodium/calcium exchanger 3
Exons: 8
Coding region: 639-3251 (870 amino acids)
Biological process (GO): cell communication; sodium ion transmembrane transport; calcium ion import across plasma membrane
Cellular component (GO): sarcolemma; postsynapse; axon
Molecular function (GO): calcium:sodium antiporter activity
Source: RefSeq, a predicted model, not a curated record